UUAAGAAAAAACAACAUUUUCUUUAAAAUCUCCAUGUAUUAUCAAACAUGUAUGAUCUACAAGCUGGCUCCAUUUCUGCUGUAUAGUGAAUGGGAUGCAAAAGAGCAGCCUCUCUUAUGCAUUCCAUUUUAUUCUGAUUGGCUAACAGCUUUCCUCCAGCUGGACCAAUCUCUUGCAUGCAAGAUCCCCAUGACAACCUGCAAAUGCAACACAGAUCCGUUGUUGUGCUUGGAAAAGCGUACAGCAAAGCACAGUUGGUUUGAUUCUUGACCGCCAAGGUCAAUGUUUUCACUCUCCUUCCAGGCUGACUUCUGAGCCAGGCAACAUGUUCAAUAUAAGGACAAGCAUGAGUGGCAGGGUCUACAGCCCAGGAGUGCGUAUAGGAAACUGGAAUGAAGAUGUCUGUUUAGAAGAGGAACUCCUGAAAGACUUCUUACAUAAAAGAGAAAAAGGAGAACUUCUAAUCCAGAAAUCACAAAGAAUUAAGGACUUACUUUACAAGAAGGAACAGCUCUCCAUUUCAAACGAUGGAUUUAUUCACUUUGGAGACACUGUUCUCUUGGUGAAUCUAGAUAACGGCAAAGCAUCUGCAGAGAAUGAACCUGGAUUGUGCGGGGAUCUCUCCCUAGCUGUUAAUCCCGACGAAGCAGAUUUACAUAGAGCUCAAGAACUGAUGGCCCCCUGUGAAGUUAGUGCGAUAAAAAGUGUGUCGCCAGUUGGACGGAAUGCAUUUCGGAUUUUAAGCACUGAAGGAGAAGCAAUGGGAGAUCCUCUCCGAUAUGGACAGAACUUUGGUCUUGGAACAACAGGCGGCUUUCCAGGUCGAAUGCUAUUUCUAGCAAGUGACCACAAGACAUUUGUGAAUAUGGCUAAGAAAUCCCACCACCAGUCUGCAAUCAUGACAGAUGAACUUACUUACCUGGCUUCUUGGCAAGCUACCUUUCUGGAUCCACAGUUACGCCUGGAAAAUGAAGGUCUCCCAGUUCCUGCAAACACAAAGAUCCUUAUUGUCCACAGCCAUACAAACCAAGGAUUGGCAGUACCUAGAACCUUCUGGAUAAGGACAUACUUUGGAAAGGAAUAUGAAGUCAACUGCCACACUUAUCUGGAUACCCAUAAAGCUGAAGAAGACAAGAACUACUGGGUAAUGGUCACUGGAAAUCCUAGUAGUGAUGCAACCACCAUGUUUGAUAGACCUAAACCUCCAUCAGAGGAGACGAGAAUACAAAACAUUGAACUCCAUGAAGAGGCAUAACUAUGCUUUCAAAACGAUUUAUUUUGUUAAUGCUCCUGUAAAAUAAAUAAA
This is a messenger RNA of Sceloporus undulatus (fence lizard), 1306 nucleotides long. It is a transcript of the gene CFAP161, whose product is annotated as cilia and flagella associated protein 161. Gene Ontology annotation, biological process: cilium assembly. The transcript has 7 exons. Gene Ontology annotation, cellular component: motile cilium. Lineage: Eukaryota; Metazoa; Chordata; Lepidosauria; Squamata; Phrynosomatidae. The record is from RefSeq and is a predicted model, not a curated record. The coding region runs from base 326 to 1255 and encodes 309 amino acids.